AUGGCUAGCUUCUCAGCCAAGAGCAAUAGCAAAUACAAUGCCAGGUCAAUUAGCUUCCCUUCAAGAACUCAUCCAACGACACACAGGAUCGAUAUUGAGCUCAACAAGCUCAAAUCAUUGGAGGUGAAGUACCGGACACCGUCUUCCAGGUCAGUCCUGGCCGGGCUAUCGGGCCUAGAGGAGCUGUACAUUUCCCUUGGUGACCUCCUCAACAUGUCAUCAACGCAGCAAGCCCUCUCUUGCGUCCAUGGACGAAGCUGCACCAAUGGACUAUUGGAAGGAUCAAUCCGGCUUCUUGACGUUUGCGGGUCCAUGAGGGAAAUGCUGAUGCAGAUCAAAGAGCAUGUCCAAGCCCUCCAAUCUGUGCUCCGGCGGAGAAAAGGUGAUUCGAGCAUUGAGGCGGUGUUCUCCGAUUAUGCCAACUUCAGGAAGAGAAUGAGGAAGGAGGCCAGAAGGCUGAAGCAAAUUAUGGGAGUGAGCUUGCGUGGAGCUUCCACACUUCUCGUUGAUGAUCCCCAACUCUCAUCAUUAGCGAGAGUGCUAAGUGAAGUCGAUACUGUGAGCACUUCGGUCUUCCAGUCUAUCGUAUCAUUCUUGGCAAUGCCAGUGCCAAGGAGCAAGCAAAGCAAGUGGUCACUGAUGUCACGGUUGGUGCACAGAGGAGCGGUAGCAUCUGAAGACGCAAACCAAGAAGAUGCGAAUGAAUUUGAAUAUGUGGAUGCAUCGCUCUUUGCUCUACGUAAACACGGUGCGAAUGACGGGUUUGAUAGCGAGAAGUUGCAGAGCACACAACAUCAGUUAGGGGCUCUGGAGAUGAGCAUUGGUGGAAUUGAGAAUGCCUUGGAGGGUCUCUACAGGAGACUGAUUAGAACAAGGGCCUCUCUUUUGAACAUUAUCUCCCAUUAA
Messenger RNA from Eucalyptus grandis, 906 nucleotides. RefSeq lists its product as uncharacterized. NCBI's taxonomy places the organism in Eukaryota, Viridiplantae, Streptophyta, Magnoliopsida, Myrtales, Myrtaceae. Gene Ontology annotation, biological process: root development; shoot system development. Bases 1 to 906 code for a protein of 301 amino acids. The transcript has a single exon. The record is from RefSeq and is a predicted model, not a curated record.